Messenger RNA from Metarhizium robertsii ARSEF 23, 501 nucleotides. RefSeq names its product adenylosuccinate lyase. Gene Ontology annotation, molecular function: (S)-2-(5-amino-1-(5-phospho-D-ribosyl)imidazole-4-carboxamido) succinate lyase (fumarate-forming) activity; N6-(1,2-dicarboxyethyl)AMP AMP-lyase (fumarate-forming) activity. The record is from RefSeq and is a predicted model, not a curated record. The transcript has 2 exons. Lineage: Eukaryota; Fungi; Ascomycota; Sordariomycetes; Hypocreales; Clavicipitaceae. Gene Ontology annotation, biological process: 'de novo' AMP biosynthetic process. Gene Ontology annotation, cellular component: cytosol. Bases 1 to 501 code for a protein of 166 amino acids.
AUGGCGUGGAAACCGUCUCUUCUCACGACCAAUACACUGGCGAAUGCUGAACGCCAUGGUAGCAUGUCCACGCCUUUGGAGCCGUUGCCUCUCCUACCGCGGUUAUUCUCCAUCUGGCUUAUUACAGUUGGAAAACGAGCGGCGCAAUGGGUUUUAGUUCUCAUGCUAGACCCCCAUGCCAUCGAGCAGGUCCGCCAAGGAAUUGAGUUCCUCUGUCCUCAAGGGACGAAGGAUUCAGCCAGCUUCGUCUCCAUCUUCGAGUACGAUACUUUAAAGUAUAACCAAUUAAACGAACUUUUGUGGCAGAAGUUUGGGCUCCGAAGCUGCUAUGAUAUUUUCACCCAGACUUAUACCUGCAAGGUCGACCUAAUCAUCGCCAACGCCGUGGCAGGACUUAGAUUCACAGCUCAGAAGAUCACCGAACAUAUACGACUACACAGUCUAGCUCGCGAAUCAAUGAGCAAUUCAAGCAAGCAUAUCACUAUCGAUCUUCUAAUUUAA